AUGAAGAUGGGAUUUCACUGUACAGCUGCAAUUUUUGUGAAAGAUUUUGAUUCUCAUGUUGAAGUUUCCUAUUACAAGAGACAUUAUAAACAUGAGCAGUCAUUAUGCCAUGUGCCUUUGCCUGAAGUUGAGAAAGAGUUAAUAGCAGGUAAACUUCUUCAAGGUGUUGCUGAAAAAAAUAUCUUGCAAGAUAUUCGGCAGUCCUUGGAUACGUCAUUUGGAAGAAAACACCUUACUACCAGGAAAGAUCUGCAAAACAUCAAGAGAGAUUUCGGGAUUAUGCUUCCUAGUAGAGGAUCCAUUAUUCAAGAUGACGAGAUGAAUGUCUGUGCUUGGGUCGAUAAAAUGAAGAUCGAGAAGGAUAAUCCUGUUCUCUUCUAUAAAAGACAGGAUGAUGCUCACCCUACAAUUCAAAAUAAAGACUUUAUGCUAGUUCUCAUGACACAUUUUCAAAAAUCUAUAUUUUAUCGUUUAGGAGCAGAUCGAAUCUGUGUUGACUCAACUCACAGUAUUUCAAAUUACAACUUUGAAUUGGUUACUGUGCUUGUGAUUGAUGAAUACGAGGAAGGUAUUCCUGUUGCCUUUUGUAUUUCAUCUUCAGUAAACACUGUAAUUUUAACCCACUUUUUUCAAUGUAUUAAGACAACAAUGUCUACCAGCAUCAUUCCAAAAUUUUUUAUGAGUGAUGAUGCUGUUAUGUUUAAAAAUGCUUGGGUUAGUGUGUUUGUUCCAUGUGAUCAUUAUUUAUUAUGUGCUUGGCAUGUAGAUCGAGCAUGGAGGAAAAAAUUAAAUUCUGUAAAAAAGGAAAUACGGGAAGAUAUAUAUAAAACUUUAAAGACUCUAAUGUAUGCAUUGGAUGAAAAUAAUUUUAAAAAUAUGCUUAGCAGCUUUUGCGAGAUGCUAAAUGAAGAUAUCAAUACAAAAGAAUUCUAUGAGCAAGGUUAA
Argiope bruennichi is the source of this 945-nucleotide messenger RNA. RefSeq lists its product as uncharacterized. The coding region runs from base 1 to 945 and encodes 314 amino acids. The transcript has 3 exons. The record is from RefSeq and is a predicted model, not a curated record. Lineage: Eukaryota; Metazoa; Arthropoda; Arachnida; Araneae; Araneidae.